AUGUCGACCCAACAAGAGCUCGUGCCGCAAACAGAAUCCAUCGCGGAAGUCUACGCAACAGACGAUGCCUCAGUGAAUUCCGUUGCACCAGAGCACCAGCAGCGAUGGACCAAUCUCAUUACCCAGUUCAACAAAACCUAUAGCUACCGUCCAGACUUCGUGGCGCGCAGUCCCGGCCGCGUGAACAUUAUCGGCGAGCACAUUGACUACUCACUGUACGAUGUCCUGCCGACCGCCGUCAGCGUCGACGUGAUCAUGGCCGUCAAGGUCGUCCCCGCCAGCGCCGAGGGCACCACCAUCACCAUCGCCAACGUCUCGCCAGAGAAGUUCCCCACACGCGAGUUCACCGUUCCCCACGGUAAGGACGUCGAGAUUGACCCCAAGAAGCACGAGUGGGUGAACUACUUCCGUGCCGGUCUGUCGGGCGCCAUUAAGUUUCUGCGCAACGAGAGACCCGAUGGCUCGCUCGUUCCUGUCAGCAUGCAGAUCUUGGUCGACGGAAAUGUCCCCCCCCGGUGGCGCAGUGCUGCCUUCGUGUGCGCCAGUGCCCUGGCCGUUAUGAAAGCCAACGAUCACGACGUCUCCAAGCAGGAUCUGUUGGAUCUGGCUGUUGUCUCGGAGCGCGCUGUCGGUGUCUACUCCGGCGGCAUGGACCAAGCAGCCUCCAUCUUCUCCAAGCGCGGCUACCUGCUAUACACCCAAUUCUUCCCUAAAUUCAAAGCCCACCACGUCCCUAUCCCCACCUCCUCCUCCGAAAUCACCUUCCUCAUGGCCCAGAGCUUCGUAACCUCCAACAAAGCCGACACCGCCCCGCGCCACUACAACCUGCGCGUAGCAGAGUGCACUCUCGCCGCCGUGAUCCUCGCCAAGCACCACGGCGUGACCCUCUCCAAGGACAACAGCUCUCUCGGCUACAGUCUGCGCAACUUCCACAACGAACUAAUGACCAAAGAAGGCCGUCUCCAAGAUCCCCUGGAGUACCAAAUCGACUCCGUGAUCCUGGCGACAAUGGAGCUAUUCACAAAAGAAGAGGGCUAUACACGCGAGGAGAUGGCCGAGCUCCUGAGCAUCACCGUCGCCGAGCUUGAGUCCACCUUCCUCUCCGCAUUCCCCGUUCAGGCAGAGCGAUUCCAGCUCCGCCAGCGCGCGCUGCACUGCUUCAAGGAGGCGCGCCGCGUUCUCGAUUUCAAGGCCUGUCUCAGCAAGGCUACGCAGCUGGAUGAGAAGCGCAUUCAGUACCUCGGUCAGUUGCUUAAUGAGUCGCAGGAGUCGUGUGCUACGGCCUAUGACUGCAGUGCGCCAGAGGUCGAUGAGAUCUGUGCUAUUGCGCGUCGUGCGGGUACUUGGGGUAGUCGUCUGACUGGUGCUGGGUGGGGUGGUUGCACUGUUCACAUGUUGCCUCAGAGUAAGGUGGAGGCUGUUACUGCUGCGCUGAGGGAUGAAUACUAUCUUAAGAAGUUCCCUGAUAUCAGUAAGGAGAAGUUGGAGCAGGCUAUGGUUAUUAGCAAGCCGUCCAAUGGUUCAUUCUUGGUUACGGGAGCUGCUAUUGACCAGAUCCCUCUAUGA
Molecule: messenger RNA, 1566 nt
Organism: Penicillium vulpinum
Lineage: Eukaryota; Fungi; Ascomycota; Eurotiomycetes; Eurotiales; Aspergillaceae
Exons: 4
Coding region: 1-1566 (521 amino acids)
Biological process (GO): galactose metabolic process; carbohydrate phosphorylation
Cellular component (GO): cytoplasm; cytosol
Molecular function (GO): ATP binding; galactokinase activity
Source: RefSeq, a predicted model, not a curated record